CAGACUCCAUAUCUUGCAAGACUUACGUUAACAUUUAGCCCUCUUCAACUGUAAAGCACAAUAACUUUGUGUGUACUUUAUUUCCUUUAAAGUUAUUUUAUCAUCAUUUUUUUUUUCGAGGAUUAAAAAAAUAACAAUAUCUGCUGCCGUAUACAGCUUCAAGACUCUCUCUCUCUCUCUCGCUUAAGUAGCCCACGAUCAUCUAUUAUUAAGUAAAAGGCCGUACGUUGAAAUGUGGGCUAGAAGGUGCACUUGAAGUAGAUUCGGUUACAAUCGAUCAGUGGGAAGAAUAUUGCUGAUGAUAACAAAGGAAGCGGUCAUGUCAUUUUCACAGUUUGGAUAUCCUUAUAACGCAACUUCACAGUUUUUCGUGUCGGCAAACCCCAGUACGACUUGCUGCGAUUCGAUUUCCAGGUCGGUGUCUGACGCUUCCAGCGGUUCCCAAACUGCAGCCGCAUUUUGCUGCCCUCCUUAUGAGAACCGUCUCUUUGCGAGCACAAGGACGGAGCUUAAUGCGGCUCUCGGCAUGUACGGUUCGCCCUACGCAGCCGCGGCCGCCGCCAGCCAGAACUACGCCAACUACUUCCCGUACAGCACCGACCCCUCCGCUCUCUACUCCACACUGAACCCACAGUAUGACAUCAAGGAUGGCGCUGGCAGUUUACACUCUGGAAUCACUCAAUCUGCUGCAUAUUACCCCUACGAACACUCCCUUGGGCAGUAUCAAUACGACAGGUAUGGCACUAUGGACUUCAAUAACUCAGCCAGGAGAAAAAAUGCCACAAGAGAGACUACCAGCACUCUUAAGACAUGGCUAUACGAGCACCGGAAGAACCCGUACCCCACCAAAGGAGAGAAGAUCAUGCUGGCCAUCAUCACCAAAAUGACCCUCACUCAAGUGUCCACCUGGUUCGCCAAUGCCAGGAGAAGGCUAAAGAAGGAGAACAAGAUGACCUGGUCCCCCAAGAACAAAGCAGGAGAUGAAACAAAGGAUGACAUUGAGAAGAGCAACCAAGACAACAAAGAUCCCAAAGACUGUAAGGAGGGAAAGGAACUUCAGCUGAGUGACUUGGAGGACAUGGAGGAUGACGACUGUGACAAACUGGACAGCGACAGUGACAAGGUCUCUCAUGGAGAGCUGGCCCCUCACCGGUCCAUGGCUGGGGAGCUUCAGAAGGCAGACUGCAACGGCAGGCUCGCCCCCCCUCUCAACAGCUUCCACGCUUUCGCCUGCAAUAACAAGAGUGCGGAGGCACUGGCGUCGGACCUCUUGGACCCCGCGGCAACAAAACCUCCCACGGCCGUCGCGACGGGCACGCUGGCCCUGUCGCACUUCGAGGUGUCCGAAAAACCCCGGAUCUGGUCGCUGGCACGCACCGCCGCCCCCGACGCCGUCCUGGGGGGCUCUCGUCUCGUCGCUCACGGCGAAGACUUUAGGACCGGGAACGCCAACACGGACUGCCGCCUGCAAGCGGCACGGCUCACGGUGGCCAGCAGGGGGCGGUGUGGCGAGCCGAGGCAUUCGCAGGACACCGCGAAUGUCCCCGGUGUGGACAACUCCUUCCAAGAGGAAGGCCCGCGGUCGCAAAACAAGGUCUACGGCUCCUCCAGCUUUUCCCACAAGCCUCUGCAACUGCACUGCUCCUCCUACCCCAUGUUCUCUAACACGUGCCAGUAUUCAUCCACUGAAGGAUUCUCAAAUGGCAGAAAACCUGAACCAGGCCGACCAGCCCUCAGUGACACAUGUCUUACGCAGCAGGAAGACAAGGUCACGACCUUCAGACCAGCCAUGGAAAGGUGAAGCAGGUUGGUGGAGGUACAGCCAAUGACCACCGGGACAUUUCAAACUUUAUGCACUAAGGCCCUGAAAUAGAGUCGAAGUUCCAACCGUUACGAAUUAUGCCGUUU
This is a messenger RNA of Anguilla anguilla (European eel), 1908 nucleotides long. RefSeq names its product iroquois-class homeodomain protein IRX-6-like. Gene Ontology annotation, biological process: neuron differentiation; cell development; regulation of transcription by RNA polymerase II. The record is from RefSeq and is a predicted model, not a curated record. Gene Ontology annotation, cellular component: nucleus. The transcript has 7 exons. NCBI's taxonomy places the organism in Eukaryota, Metazoa, Chordata, Actinopteri, Anguilliformes, Anguillidae. Gene Ontology annotation, molecular function: RNA polymerase II cis-regulatory region sequence-specific DNA binding; DNA-binding transcription factor activity, RNA polymerase II-specific. Bases 299 to 1801 code for a protein of 500 amino acids.